Coniosporium apollinis CBS 100218 is the source of this 897-nucleotide messenger RNA. Its product is annotated as 3-demethylubiquinone-9 3-O-methyltransferase. The transcript has a single exon. Gene Ontology annotation, biological process: ubiquinone biosynthetic process. NCBI's taxonomy places the organism in Eukaryota, Fungi, Ascomycota, Dothideomycetes. Bases 1 to 897 code for a protein of 298 amino acids. Gene Ontology annotation, molecular function: 2-methoxy-6-polyprenyl-1,4-benzoquinol methyltransferase activity. The record is from RefSeq and is a predicted model, not a curated record.
AUGGCAUCCCUCCGCCCCCUCCGCACCACCUCCGCCCUCCGCACCCUCUCCCAAUCUACCAAGCCAUCUCCCUACGUCUGCCGCCGCAUAACCACCACCCCCAACCUCCAGCACAACACAACCGUCGACCCUUCCGAAGUAACCCACUUCAACGCCCUCGCCUCCACAUGGUGGGACCCCCACGGCUCCUCGCGCCUCCUCCACCUCAUGAACCCCCUCCGCCACACCUUCAUCUCGCGCUGCCACUCCUCGCAACCCGACGCCCCUCCAACCAAUCACAAACUCAGCUAUCUAGACGUUGGCUGCGGUGGCGGCAUCUUCGCCGAGAGCGCCGCACGGCUUAGAGGAACGGGUAGUGUCACGGCCAUUGAUCCGAGCCCCGAGGUCCUGAGCGUCGCGAAGGCGCACGCGAAACGGGAUCCAGGGCUCGUAGAGAUGAUGGGGGAGGGGCGGCUGAAAUACCUCAACACGUCUAUCGAAGAGCUGCCGCUCCCUGGCACACAGCGGGGCCGGCAAUACGACAUCGUGACGCUGUUCGAGGUGCUAGAGCACGUGACGCACCCCUCCCCGUUCCUGGAGCACCUGCUCCCGUUCGUGAAGCCGGGCGGCUGGCUGGUGCUGAGCACGAUUGCGCGGACGUGGACGAGUUGGCUCACGACGAAGGUGGUGGCCGAGGAGGUGGUGGGGAUUGUGCCGCGCGGGACGCAUGAUUGGAACAAGUAUAUUAACGAGGGGGAGUUGAGGGAGUGGUUUGGGAACAAGGAGGGGUGGGGAAAUGUGAGGGCGAUGGGGGUUGUGUAUGUGCCGGGGCUGGGGUGGAGGGAGGUGCCGGGGAGUGAGGGGCUGGGGAAUUAUUUCUUUGGGGUGAGGAGGGAGGGGGAGGGGAAAGGGGUGUGA